This is a messenger RNA of Sphaeramia orbicularis (orbiculate cardinalfish), 1126 nucleotides long. It is a transcript of the gene b3galt9, whose product is annotated as beta-1,3-galactosyltransferase 9. The record is from RefSeq and is a predicted model, not a curated record. The coding region runs from base 14 to 1126 and encodes 370 amino acids. Gene Ontology annotation, biological process: protein O-linked glycosylation. The transcript is spliced from 2 exons. Gene Ontology annotation, molecular function: hexosyltransferase activity. Lineage: Eukaryota; Metazoa; Chordata; Actinopteri; Kurtiformes; Apogonidae. Gene Ontology annotation, cellular component: Golgi membrane.
AUCAAGGCUAGUCAUGCAGUGUUCUCUGUGCAAGUUGCGUACCCACCAGUGGUGUUUCCUGCUCUUCAAUGUGCUUCUCUUCCAUUGCCUGUUGUUCGGGGCAGAUUUUGUCGAGGAGUACCUCCUUCAACCAACACCCGGCGUAUACACUGAUGGCAUGGUUGUUAAUGUGAGGGAGAAAGCGAGAAAACUUGACCUGAGCAAUGCCAGGGAAAAUGUGUCCCAAGCCUACCCCGUUGCUAACCCUGACGCCUGCUUAAACUCUGACCUCUUCCUGCUCUCUAUAGUCUUCAGUUCUCCAGCUAAUAUCACACAGAGACACGCAGUCAGGAGGACGUGGGCGAACCAAACAGAUGUUCAAGGCUUCCCAGUGCGGGUAUUGUUCUUUUUAGGAUCAACUCAGACGUCUACAGCGCAGGAAGAUCUCAAAAGGGAGUCUGACCUUUAUGGAGACAUGGUGCAGGGUCAUGCUGUGGCUGACUCGUCUCUGCGUGGCCCAACAGAGAGGACAGUACUGGCACUCCGUUGGGUGAUAGCCUUCUGUCCGGUGGCUCGUUUUGUUCUGCUGACUCAGGACUCUGUGUAUGUCAACCUCCCUGCCAUUGGAUCUUACCUGCUUGGACUUCACAGGCACCCAGAGGACCUUUAUCUAGGUAGAGUGAUUCAGAGAGAUCCCCCUGAUCGGGACCCUAACAGCCCCGGCUACCUGCCUCCUGCUCUGUACCCUAACAAGUACUUGCCCGAGUACUGUGACAGGACGGCAUAUGUUCUCUCACAGGAUGUGGUCCGAAAAGUGUACAUAGCCUCUGCAGUGGUGCGUGCACCUGUGUCGGCUGAUGUCUUUGUAGGUCUUUGUGCUCAGAAGGCUGGGGUGGCGCCAAGUCACAGCUCAAGGUUUUCAGGAGAGAAGCACAUCCGCUACAAUGCCUGCUGCUACCGUUACCUGUUCAGCUCUGCAGGAAUGGGAGGCAAAGAAUUAGAGAGGGUUUGGGCAGAUUUGGGGCAAAGUGAAAAAAGUUGCUCCCUGUUACAAACCUACUCUGGUCUGGUGACAUGCAAGGCUCUUACAUACUUGGAUAAACUGUCCUUAUUCAACUCGCAGGGGCAAAGUGUGUUACAUGAUUAA